GUGCAACAAAACAACACCACCAUACCCUAUCUCUCCCUACUUUGGGCACCUUAAUCAACCAAAUCCAUGACAACAUUAAACAUAAACAAACUUAUCUUAAAUCAUCAUUAACCACCCAUGCCAUUCCCAUAAUAUCCCAAGGACACAACCGUCAUUGCACCCUCCCCAUUUCCUAGCCAUUCCACACACCUCUUCACAUGCACAACACAGAAGACAGAUUCUGCGGAAAUCUACCACGAACGAAACCCUCUCUCUCUCCUGUUUCCAUUUCCAAGCGUAUUUGACUCUCUUACCUUCAAUUCCAGGGUCCCCCAUUUGUAAAUUCUUCUCUAUUUAGGGUUUUUUCUUCACCCCCAAAUCCUUUUCAUCUCUAUAUAUUAUAAAAAAACUGUACAUACGCUGCACCCAUUUCAAUAUUUCAAUUUGUUUUAAUUAUUCAAACAAUUUCCAUUUAUUUUUCUCUGUAUAGACAUAGGGAAAUACUUUUCCUCUGUUUGACUCGCUUUCUCUUCUGAAAUUGGGAGCCACCAUAACAGUAGUUUGCUCACUCAUAAUCAUUGGGGGGUUUGCAUAGGUUUCUUCUGCAGAAGAAUCAAAUCUAAUUGUUGGGUAUUUUUUUUCCUUAAAUUUUUAAAAGGGUGUAAAAAAAAAAUUGUUACUUCCAGUUUGGGGUUGAAAACCCUAAUUGUAACCUUUGAAAGAGAAGGAGGAGGAGGAGGAAGAAACACUGAACCUUUGUUUCAUGGCGGUUUCUACUAUAGCUUUAUACGCGAGUCCACCGAGCAGUGUGUGUUCCACGCCGUACCCUUGCCAGAUAAAUGCUCACGCUUCCUACGACUUCGAAUUGGGGUCCCGAUCUUCGUCGUCGGCGACCGCAACGACAACGUCGACGUCGCAGAAGCCGGUGAUGGGUGGUCUUUCGUGCCUAUUUUCCUCUCCGGCGCCGGCGGUGAAGCACGCUCCGUUGUCGUCGAGUUUUUCCGGCGCCGGCGAGGAAGACGAGUUGAAGGAACUGAGUAGUUCCUUUUCGUACUCGCCGAGCAAGUUCGGUGGGUCUUCAUGGAAGAGGGAUCAGAGUCCCGUGUCGGUGUUUCAUGGUCCUGUUUCGUGUAGCAGCACGAGGAGUUCAACACCUGUGAGGAUCAGGUGUGAAAGGGGCGGCACGUGUGGGUUGUUUGACGGGUUUGUGAGGAAUGCGUUGGGGUCUUCUUGUUUGGAUUAUGAUUCUCCAAGUUUCAGUGUUCGUGGGGGUGAUUUAGACGCUGGUGAUUCUUCUGCUUUGGUUGAUGAGUUGACUUUCAAUUUGGAGGAUGCUUUUGUGGAGGGUGGAUUUGAGCCCUAUGCUAAGAAGUUGCUUUUGGGGGCUCAGUUGAGGCACAAGAUCUUCUGUGAAGAGUUUGUUAUUAAGGCCUUUUGUGAAGCUGAGAAAGCACAUAGAGGGCAGAUGCGAGCUAGUGGGGAUCCCUAUUUGCAGCAUUGUCUGGAAACUGCUGUGUUACUGGCUUUGAUAGGUGCCAAUUCCACUGUUGUGGCUGCGGGGCUUUUGCAUGACACGCUUGAUGAUGCUUUUCUGACUUAUGAUUAUAUAUUUGGGAUGUUUGGCGCUGGAGUUGCUGACUUGGUUGAAGGGGUUUCUAAGCUGAGUCACUUAAGCAAGCUGGCCCGAGAAAACAAUACAGCUAGCAAGUCAGUUGAAGCAGACCGCUUGCAUACCAUGUUCCUUGCCAUGACAGAUGCAAGAGCCGUCCUCAUUAAACUUGCGGAUCGGCUACAUAAUAUGAUGACACUAGAAGCAUUGCCAGUGGCCAAGCAACAGAGGUUUGCAAAGGAGACUCUGGAGAUAUUUGCACCUUUGGCCAAUCGCUUAGGAAUUUCUAGUUGGAAGGAACAAUUAGAGAAUUUGUGUUUUAAGCAUCUCAACCCAGGCCAGCAUGAGGAGCUUUCAUCAAAGCUUGUGGAAUCGUAUGAUGAUGCAAUGAUUACUUCUGCAAUAGAGAGAUUGGAGCAAGCACUUAAAGAUGAAGGCAUAUCUUAUCAUGUCAUUUCUGGUCGGCAUAAAAGCUUGUAUAGCAUAUAUUGCAAGAUGUUAAAGAAGAAACUAACCAUAGAUGAUAUCCAUGACAUUUAUGGGCUGCGCUUGAUUGUUGAUGACGAAGAAGACUGUUAUAAAGCCUUAACAGUUGUUCAUCGGUUGUGGUCUGAGGUACCUGGAAAGCUGAAAGAUUACAUAUGUCGACCCAAGUUCAAUGGUUAUCAAUCUCUGCAUACUGUGGUGAUGGGUGAAGGCAAGGUUCCCCUUGAAGUACAAAUUCGAACAAAGGAUAUGCAUUUACAAGCAGAAUUUGGAUUUGCUGCUCAUUGGAGAUACAAGGAAGAUGAUUGUCAGCAUUCAUCAUUUGUGCUUCAGAUGGUUGAGUGGGCUCGAUGGGUUGUCACCUGGCAGUGUGAAACAAUGAGUAGAGAUUGUUCAUCUGUUGGAUAUGCUGAUUCAGUCAAGCCCCCAUGCAAGUUCCCUUCCCAUGCCGAUGAUUGCCCAUAUUCUUAUAAGCCUGAUUGUGGUCACGAUGGGCCCGUCUUUGUCAUCAUGAUUGAGAAUGAUAAGAUGUCUGUCCAAGAAUUUAGUGCAAACUCAACAGUCAUGGAUUUGAUGGAAAGGGCUGGAAGAGCAAGCUGUAGGUUGACAACAUAUAGGUUCCCUCUGAAGGAAGAGUUGAGGCCAAGGCUGAAUCAUAAGCCUGUAAGUGAUCCUAAUUGCAAGUUGAAGAUGGGUGAUGUGGUUGAACUCACACCAGCCAUACCUGACAAGUCUCUCACAGAAUAUAGGGAAGAAAUCCAGCGUAUGUAUGAUCGAGGGCUAACCGUGUCAAGCACAGGAAAUGCUGCAAGCACCAUGGUUGGCUCAAGAAGUUGACCCUUGCUUGGCUUUCACACAUAUAUUCCAACUUAGUAUUAUUUAGUGAUAGUAAUGUAUAUACAUAUAUUUGUACAGAACAACUAUAUAUUACUACUGUGAACUUGCUAACUCGAUUCAAUUAUGUGCUCAAUGAUUUGAUUUAUGUAGCUCGUCCAAUGCUCCUCAUAAAUUAAUUACAUACAAUUUGGAUUCUCGAGUUCAACUUUUAUUCUGUAAAUCUUGCAUUCAUUAAAUAGUUUUAUGUUAUUUGUGGGAUCAUUCCAGAGGGGUUAAAGAGCCUUAUUUGCAUGGAGUUGAGAAUGUCUUUCUAAAAUUAGGAGUGCAAUUUAAUGUAUAGAGUUAAUAUUAUUAAUUGAAAAGUUAAGUUUGUCAUGCAUACAGUUUUAGCGUAAUUUCAUUUAUCGAAUUUUGAAUACAACUAUUAAGUGUAGUUCUUCAUCUAGAAGAGCUAAAUCUCAUAUAGAUGCGUACCCAAUUCCUCACACGUGGUAAUCCAGAAGGCGUCAAUCCCCGAAUUUUAUAUCAUUAUUCCAUCCUUUCUACUUCGUAACGAACAAGUGAAAUUAUACUACUAAGCACGUCGUAGGUAGCGUACAUAGAGCGGCAGCUACAGUUGUGGUUGUUCUUGCGUAAUGGAAUGUUAAGACAAGUUGCAAUCGCAUAAGUAAAACAGUCUUACUACUUUAAUAAAAUUCUUUCGUAUUAAAUGCAAAUUUGACCAGUUACAAUUGCAAUUAUACACCCCUACAAAUUUUCUUUACACACAUUGAACUGAAUCCUUUAACGAAGAAACGGUGUUGUAAAAAUUCAUCUCCGUAGAACUACUCAAACUUGAAUUCAGAACUUGCGAGGCAUCUAGCUGAGGUGACACUUGUGUUAGGAAUUUAAAACGUACACAUAUUCUGAGUCUCACUAUUUCUAACAUGAGUCGUUUCAGAAUUAUUGCUCGCAAUUCGCACGUGUUAUGACCAUACAUGCUCUUACUGAAUCAUCCAAUUCUAAAUGAUAACAAAAUU
Messenger RNA from Abrus precatorius (Indian licorice), 3930 nucleotides. RefSeq names its product probable GTP diphosphokinase RSH2, chloroplastic. NCBI's taxonomy places the organism in Eukaryota, Viridiplantae, Streptophyta, Magnoliopsida, Fabales, Fabaceae. The coding region runs from base 743 to 2911 and encodes 722 amino acids. Gene Ontology annotation, biological process: guanosine tetraphosphate metabolic process. The transcript is spliced from 6 exons. The record is from RefSeq and is a predicted model, not a curated record. Gene Ontology annotation, cellular component: chloroplast.